Molecule: messenger RNA, 5838 nt
Organism: Triticum aestivum (bread wheat)
Lineage: Eukaryota; Viridiplantae; Streptophyta; Magnoliopsida; Poales; Poaceae
Product: brefeldin A-inhibited guanine nucleotide-exchange protein 1
Exons: 12
Coding region: 225-5309 (1694 amino acids)
Biological process (GO): regulation of ARF protein signal transduction
Cellular component (GO): trans-Golgi network
Molecular function (GO): guanyl-nucleotide exchange factor activity
Source: RefSeq, a predicted model, not a curated record
ACUUGCGGUUUACUGCUCCCGUGCUCUGCUCCGCUGCGCUGAUCUGCUGCGAGUUCCUUUCCCUUUCGUUUCCCCGCUCCCUCCAGUCGGCAGCUACCAACAACGAAGCGGCAGAGUCCAGCGCGAGCACCAACUCCCAGCCCCAGAUCUCCCACCCCCACCGACCGCCGAUGAGCUCUGCCGCCGCCGCAUCCACCUAGCCGGACACGCCCCGCCCCGCCCUAAUGUCGUCGUCGGCGGGCGACGCCGAGGCCGAUCCCCUCGGCGGCGCCUCCCCGGCCGGCCGCGUGCUCGGCCGCGCCCUCGACAAGGUCAUCAAGCACUCCUCCUGGCGCAAGCACUCCGCGCUCGUCUCCGCCUGCAAGUCCGCCAUCGACCUCCUCUCCGCCGCCUCCUCCUCCGCCCCCGCCCCCGCCCCCGCCCCCGAGCCGUCCGCCUCGCCCAUCCCCGGCCUCCCCGCCCCCGUCGCCGAGGCCGCGCUCCAGGCGCUCCUCCUCGCCCUCGAUCCCGGCUCCCCCAAGGUCGCCGAGCCCGCCCUCGAGUGCGUCGCCAGCCUCCUCUCCCUCCGCCUCCUCCUCGGCGACGUCGCCCCCUCCGACCCCUCGCCGGUCUCCAGGCUCUUCGCCGCGGUCCUCUCGUGCGGCGGCCUCGGCGACGACGCCCUCGAGAUCGCCGCGCUCCGCGUGCUCGUCGCCUUCGCGCGGUGCCCGUCGGUCUCCGUCCGCGGGGAGUGCCUGGGCCAGAUGGUGAAGGCGUGCUAUAACCUGUACCUCGGGAGCGCCAGCGGCGGGAACCAGCUCUGCGCCAAGCUGGCGCUCGCGCAGGUGCUGGUUGUCGUGUUCGCGCGCGUGGAGGCGGACGCCAUGGACGUCCGCGUGCGCACCGUCUCAGCUGCCGACAUGAUGGACCUCUCCGACCGCAGCCUCAACGACUCCAGCGUCGUGCAGGCGGCGCAGACGUUCAUAAAUGAGGCGAUGGAGGGGAGCGACGCGCCAGAGGAUGCCGCGCAUGUGCCGGGCGAGGGGGACAGAGGCGGGGAGGAUGAGAGCAUGAGCAGGAUCAGGGAGGAUGGGCUGGCGUUGUUCAAAAACCUCUGCAAACUGUCAAUGAAGUUCGCCACGCCUGAUAACCCGGAUGAUCCUGUACUUCUCCGGGGGAAGGUGUUGUCACUUGAGCUACUUAGGAUGGUCGUCGACAAUGCUGGGCCGUUCUGGAAGACAAAUGAGAAGUAUCUUGAAGCAAUCAAGCAGUACCUUUGUUUAUCCUUGUUGAAGAACAGUGCCAUGUCAGCAAUGAGCGUUUUCCAGCUUUUGUGCUCCAUUUUUAUGGGUCUUCUGUUAAGGUUUAGAUCUGGUUUGAAGGAGGAAAUUGGAAUAUUUUUUCCUAUGCUUGUCCUAAGGGUUCUUGAAAAUGUUCUUCAGCCUAGCUUUUUGCAAAAAAUGACAGUUCUAAACUUUCUGGUGAAGAUUUGUAAAGAACCUCAGGUUAUUAUUGAUAUCUUUGUGAACUAUGAUUGUGACGUCGAUGCACCGAACAUUUUUGAAAGGAUUGUGAACGGACUACUUAAGACGGCUUUAGGUGUCCCUGAUGGAUCAACAACGACACUAACUGUUGCACAAGACCAAACAUUUCGAAUUGAAUCUGUCAAGUGCCUUGCAGCUGUUAUCAAAUCAAUGGGUUCAUGGAUGGACCAGCAGCUGAGAAUUGGUGAAGUUCUCCCUAUAAAUUCUGAAGUACUAAGUUCAGUGGACAAUCAUAAUAUGCAUAAUGGAGAAGAAGGGACAGGAAUGGAUUAUGAUCUGCAAUCUGAGUCUAGUAGCUCUGACGUAUCUGAUUCUUCUUCAGUUGAGCAACGACGUGCUUACAAAAUAGAACUUCAGAAAGGAAUUGCCUUGUUUAACAGAAAACCUUCCAAAGGUAUUGACUUUCUCAUUCGAAGCAAGAAGUUAGGCCAGUCCCCAGAAGAUGUGGCUUCUUUCCUGAUAAACACUGCUGGCUUAAAUGCAACAAUGGUUGGAGACUAUUUGGGUGAAAGAGACGAGUUUCCUCUCAAAGUCAUGCAUGCCUAUGUGGAUGCACUAAACUUUAAAGGGUUGGAUUUCGGUGAGGCAAUUAGAUUCUUUCUGCGAGGUUUCAGGUUACCAGGGGAAGCACAGAAAAUUGACAGGAUCAUGGAAAAAUUUGCUGAACGCUUCUGUAAAUGCAACCCAAAUGUUUUUACCAGUGCAGAUACCGCUUAUAUUCUUGCUUAUUCCGUGAUCUUGCUAAACACUGAUGCUCACAGUGUCAUGGUGAAGGAUAAGAUGUCUAAGGCUGAUUUUAUGCGCAAUAACCGGGGAAUUGAUGAUGGGAAGGAUUUACCUGAAGCUUACUUAAGUACAUUGUACGACCAAAUCGUUAGCAAUGAGAUCAAAAUGAGUGCUGAUUCUUCAGCUGCACAAACCAAGCAAACCAACAGCGUAAGUAAGCUUCUAGGCUUAGACAACAUUAUGAACCUUGUCAAUUGGGGACUGACAGAAGACAAGGCACACGGCGCAAAUGACUUGCUCAUUAAGCACAUACAUGAGAAAUUUAAAGCAAAGCAUGGGAAAUCAGAGUCUGUGUUUUAUAUUGUUGCUGAUGCAACCAUUUUAAGGUUCAUGAUGGAGGCCUGUUGGGCUCCUAUGAUGGCUGCGUUCAGUGUGACUCUUGACCAAAGUGAUGACAAGGCUGCCACAUCACAGUGUUUAAUUGGAUUAAGAUCGGCAGUGCAUGUCACCUCUGUUAUGUGCCUGCAGACACAGAGAGAUGCCUUUUUGACAUCCAUAGCCAAAUUCACAUCCCUCCAUUCUGCUGCAGACAUGAAACAGAAGAAUGUCGACGCUGUUAAGGCUAUAAUUUCUAUCGCAAUCGAAGAUGGAAAUUACUUGCAGGAAGCUUGGGAGCACGUGCUAACAUGUUUAUCACGGUUUGAACAUUUACAUUUGCUUGGAGAAGGAGUACCUACUGAUGCUUCAUUUCUGACAGUGCCUAUGGUUGAGUCAGAAGGGAAAACUCAGAUGUCUACUUCUAUUCUACCUUCAAAGAGAGCCAAUGCUCUUCAGAAUCCUGCCGUGAUGGCUGCUGUUAGAGGGGGUUCUUAUGAUAGCACUGUUGCAAAAACCAGUGCCUCACCAUUGGUUACUCCUGAACAGAUCAAUAGUUUCAUAUCAAACAUAAAUUUGCUGGACCAGAUAGGCAUUGUUGAGUUGAAUCAUAUAUUUGCCCAUAGUCAAAGGUUAAACAGUGAUGCCAUUGUUGCUUUUGUGAAAGCUCUUUGCAAGGUCUCAAUGACUGAGUUGCAGUCUCCGUCAGAUCCUCGUAUCUUCUGCCUUACAAAAAUAGUAGAGAUCGCGCAUUACAAUAUCAACCGCAUACGUUUGGUGUGGUCUCGAAUUUGGAAAGUUUUAUCAGAAUUUUUUGUGUCUGUCGGAUUAUUAGAAAAUCUUUCUGUUGCAAUGUUCGUAAUGGACUCUCUAAGGCAGCUAGCAAUGAAGUUUUUGGAAAGAGAGGAACUGGCAAACUAUAACUUUCAAAAUGAGUUCCUUCAACCCUUCGUGGUGGUUAUGCAGAAGAGUAAUGUUCCAGAAGUGCGUGAGCUAAUUGUUCGAUGUGUCUCACAGAUGGUCCUAAGUCGAGUUAACAACAUAAAAUCUGGCUGGAAGGGUGUUUUUACGGUUUUUACUUCUGCUGCGGUUGAUGAUACGAAGAGUACUGUCCUAGUGGCAUUUGGGACUAUGGAAAGAAUUGUCCGUGACUACUUUCGAUACAUAACCGAGACAGAUGCCACAACAUUUACAGAUUGUGUCGAAUGCCUUAUUGCAUUUACAAGUAGCCAAUUUAAUAGUGAGGCCAGUCUCAACGCUAUUGCAUUUCUCCGAUUCUGUGCUGUUAAACUUGCCGACGAAGGAUUUGUCUGUCAAGAUAAGGGUGCCGAUGGACCCAGGAAUUCAGACAUGUCAGAAGGAAAUGCCAUUGUGAACAAGAAUGAUUAUGUUUCCUUCUGGGUUCCUCUCCUUGAAGGUUUAGCCAGAUUGACAACUGAUCCAAGGCUGACCAUUGGGAAAAGUGCUGUAGGAGUGCUUUUUGAUAUUUUGAAGGAUCAUGGGCACCUCUUUUCGCAGUCCUUUUGGACCAGUAUAUUAGAGUCUGUUGUUUAUCCUCUGUUUAGCAAUCAAAGGUCUAGGGUUAAUGAUCAGACCUUAACAUCAAACGGCACCGAGGGUGAUUUUUCAACUCUUGAAACACAAACAUUGGCAGUGAAAUCUUUAGUGGGUUUAUUUGUUGAUUUCUUUGACGUGAUGCGGCCAGAACUUGCAAGAGUUGCAUCCAUUGUCGCAUAUUUUAUCAGAAGUCCCUAUAAACAUUCUGCUACCAUCGGUGUAUCUGCUUUGCUACGUUUAGUGGAGGGAGUUGGCAGUAAACUUUCCAAGGAUGAAUGGAAGGAUGUUCUUCUCUGCUUCAAAGAAUCAUCAGCACAAACCUUUAUUGCAUUCUCUAAAAUUGUAAGGAUGAUGCAAGACAUCGACAUUCCAGAUAGAAUGGAAUCUUAUUCGGAAGCUGAUCACUAUUCAGAUCAUGAAAUUUAUAGUAACGAUGAAGAUGAAGCUAAUAUGGAGACAACUUCUUACGCCAUUGUCAAACUGAAAAAUCAUAUGGCCCUAAUCCUCUUAAUCGUUCAGGGCAUUAUUAAAUUGUACGAGGAGCAGGGAAAAUAUCUUCAUGCUGAGCACAUUAGCAUUCUUUUGGAGAUGAUAUCAAGUAUUGCAACUCAUGCAAGUGAAGUGAGCUCAGACUCUUCGUUACAGAUGAAAUUCCAUAAAUCAUGUUCCCUUCUGGAGGCAUCUGAGCCAGCAGUUGUCCAUUUCGAGAACGAGACAUACCAAAGCUACCUCAAGCUUCUCCAAGCUGUGCUCCAUGGGUAUCCAUUCUUAUCGGAAGACAUGGACAUAGAAUCACGACUACUUGAUACCUGUGAGAAAAUACUGCGGACAUAUCUGAAGUGCGCCGGGAAUGGACCAUCUGAUGAAGCUUCUCAUGGCAAUCAAACUUUACAUUGCAUAGUGCCACUGGGCGCUGCCAAGCAAGAGGAGCUGUCUGCUAGGACCCCCUUGGUUCUUCUAGCGAUGCAGUUACUGCAUAACCUAGAGAAGAAUUCAUUUAGGAGAGUACUGCCCCGCUUUUUCCCACUGUUGAUUGAUCUGAUUCGCUGCGAGCAUAGCUCUGGAGAUGUUCAACACGCGCUGUACAAAAUCUUCAAAUCAUCAAUAGGCCCUAUGAUAGAAGUAUAAUGGCACAUUCCCGUCCUGCUAGGCGCACAAUUUUGUGACAACAUUCUGACAUCCUGAAUGAGCCCUUCCUUCAGGAUCCUGGAGUUCAAGUGCAUAUUACUAGUCCAGAUAUCAGGUAUAAAGAGGAAAAUACAUUUUGCCUACAUCCACUUCAGCCAGUGAGCUCUAUCAUCUGAACAUUUGGCCAGACAGAGGAUCAUUCCUGAUGACUUGUCACUCUUUUGAGCCUGGUAUGCGCUGAGGUAAUUUCUCAUGACCCUGUAAUGCAGAAGGGUUUCGUGUGCGCCCAUUCCAUCGAUAGCGUCACCUUGAACUGGGGGCAAACUGUAUAUAGUAACACGUGCCACGGCAUCAGCCGUGUUACUAGAGAAACCAUUUGAAGUAUGAUUGCUUUUGUAAUAUCCUGUUUUUCUUAUGAUUUGAUCCACAGUAGGUUGUGUUUGUAAUUCUUUUUGUUAAUAUAUAAACAUAGUGCAGUGUUCAUGUAAACGGAUGAGAUGUUACAGUGGUUAGCUGUUGUUUAGGCAGA